UUGACGCGGUGUCCCCUCCAAGCCCCGCCCCCUCCUCUCAAGAGACGUGAAGCGUCUUUUCUCUCCGUCACUGGACGAUGUUGUUGAACCGAAGAGGACAGAAAACUCUCAGGACCCGAAAUGUCUCCAGAUUUGGGUGCUGAAUCACCUCGAAGACGCGGGGACUAGAAUAAAGCUUCGUCACCGGACACGUUUCAUUCCCACCGGACGACUCGACCCAUAAGAAAAAGUUCGUCCCGUCGUCGCGUCGGCCGCGUCCGUUGGUUCCGGCGGGUUGCUCCUCUAUGCGGGAGGAACAAUGGCGUUCUUCGCCAAGAAGAAGAAAUUCAAGUUCCAGACGCAUCUGACGCUGGAGGAGCUGAGCGCGGUUCCCUUCGUCAACGGGGUUCUGUUCUGCAAACUGCGGCUGCUCGACGGGGACUUCGUCGCCUCUUCGUCCAGACAGGAGGUUCGCGAGAACUGCGUUCGCUGGAGGAAGAGGUUCACGUUCGUGUCCAAGAUGAGCGCCAACCCUCACACCGGCGUCCUGGAUCCCUCCGUGUGCCGAGUGUCGGUCCGGAAGGAACUCAAAGGAGGAAAAGCGUACACGAAGCUGGGCUUCACAGACCUCAACAUGGCGGAGUUCGCCGGCUCCGGCUCCACCGUGCGCUGCUGCCUGCUGGAGGGAUACGACACCAAGAACACGCGGCAGGACAACUCCAUACUGAAGGUGAUCAUCGGGAUGACCCUCCUGUCUGGAGAUCCGUGUUUCAAAACGCCUCCCAGCACAGCGAAGUCCAUCUCCAUCCCAGGACGAGAACACACCCUGCAGCUGGACUGCAAGGGGGAGGGGACGGCCGAGCCCGGGACCACUGGAGGGGGGGUUUCCCUGGGCCGGUCCUCCGCCAAGCACCGACCCUCCAUCGUCAGCUCAGGUCUCCUGGAUGAAUCGGACCAGAACCAGAACCAGUCCGGGUCAGCUGACGCCUUCCAGUCCGGUCACUCCCGUAACUCCAGCUAUGCGAGUCAGCACAGCAGAAUCUCAGGCUACAGCACUGAACACUCCUGCUCCUCCAGCCUGUCGGACCUCACGCACCGCAGGAACACCUCCACAGGAAGCAGCGCCUCCGGGGGCCCGGAGGGCGACAAGGAGGCCGGACGUCCGGAGAGACCGCCCCGACCCCCGCGGCCGGUCCUUCCCCCUAACAGGCCCCCCAGGAGGAAGCAGGACUCGGUGGAGACUCACCCGUCCUGGGUCAACGACACUCGCAUGGACGCCGACGACAUCGUGGAGAAAAUUGUCCAGAGCCAAAACUUUGCGGACGUCAACAACACUGAAGACAGUAACCUGCGUCUGUUCGUGAACAGAGACGGAACCACGGCGCUCAGCGGCAUCAGGCUCGGGAACAGGGUGUCCGCAGGCGGCUACGAGCCCGUGGUCAUCGAGAGCCACUGAACCGAGCGGCCCGGGGGCCACAGGGGCCACAGGGGCCACGUGUCCGUCGGCCUGUGGGUGGCCUCGCCUCGUCUUCGCCGGUUUCUCUCCCGGAGCGUCGGCUCAGCUGGUUCUGGAGUCCGGACGCCGUGUCGGGACGAAGAAGCCUCGUCAGUUUGCACUUUAUGUGAAAUGUGCCGAAAAUGCCACGAAACACAAAAGCAUUGUGUUGCAGAGUUGUUCAGGAGAUUCACACUGUAGAUUUAAUCUUGACGCCAGAAUCAUCCACGUGUCCCCGUGUGUCGCUGCUGGAACUGAGGCCUCGUGCUCACACUACGAAUGACCUCCGUCAUCCAGAGGAAGGAAGAUCGACGCGUUUCUCACGUGACAGAAAGAUUAUUUUUGUUUCUUCUUCUGCGUUUAAUCUGGUCACGUGAACACACGUCAACACACUGAAGGAACCUGGAGCACGUGUUAGUUGAUGUUUAUUUCCGUCUAGAUCUCCACUGUAUCUGUCUCACUCCCUCGUGCAGAAAUCUCCCCAGACGGAAAAAAAAAAACCUGUUCAGGAUUUAGUGUCUGAUAGGGAACGGGACAGAGCGCGGAACAGGAAGUGCCUGCAUGGAGCUCGUGUCAGUUUACACUGCAGCGGAGUCUCUUUUCUCUUUUGCUUUUAUUUACUUCACAUUUCUCUGCGACUUUAAGUUCAAGUUGAACUCUGGAGACGAGUCACAGUCUCAGUUUGGGCUCAAAUGAAUCUUGUUUUUUUUAAAGAUUUGAAGUCUCAGAGACCGUCUGUGGAAAACUGAGAUAUCAAAACUAUAUUAAAACUUAGUUACAGACGGACAAAAAUUCCCAACUGCUAUAAAUACUGUCUGAAGUUCCCUUCGUGAUGCACAGGGGGACGUAUGGAUGAUUAUGGUUUUCAAUUUAUUAUAAACUUGAUUUAUCCCUCUAGUGUUACAGUGUAAAACUUUUUACAGUGUGAAAAACCAACAGGUCGUUUUUUUUCAUGUUCGUGAAAUCCUGUUUUUCUUCGCGUCACAGUUUCACUGCUGGUUCAGUUGAAUUUUUUUCUUUUCUUUUGAAGUUUGUGUCUGUGACAUAAACAUUUUUUUCACUUCCAGUUAAACGUUAACUUUCAUUCCAGAUUUGAUUCAUUAGGAAAAAAAGUUUCCAAACUUCUAAAACAAUGGUUCAAAAACCGCUGAACAUGAGAGUUUGUUAAAAACCGCUGAUCCGCUCUGAUUCACUUUAGAUGAUUAUUAUUAUUGUUAUUUGUUGCCGUUGCCCGUUGAUCGGGGGGCGUUGCCAUGACAACCACUCUGUGCCUGUCUGUGAACUUUCUCCUGAAUGAGCCUAAAGCACCAUGACGACGACGUGGUGCUGGUGACGGUGACGAGAGGAACGUGUCGUCGUUUCCUGUUUGUGUUUUGUCAUAGUUUCUCAUCCGCCAGGCGCUCGAUCACGGAUUCGUCUGAUUCGUCUCUUCGCUCGCUGAGAAUCUCUGGUCCUGUGGUACAAACCGUUGUGUGUGGAAUGAGGAGGAGGGGGUGACUGUAAGAGGUCUGUGCUGCCCCCUGGUGGAGGAGCAACUGUCUCCCCCUCUCUCCUGUGUUUACAAGGAUGUUUACUUUAAAGUCAGACUGGUUUUGUUUUACAGACGACGAUCGUAACGUCCACGACCAGCCGGCUGGUUGAUGCUUUAUUUGAUUUGAUUUGAUUUGAUUUGAUUUGAUUUGAUUUGAUUUGAUUUGAUUUUAUUUUAUUUUAUUUUAUUUUAUUUUAUUUUAUUUUAUUUUAUUUUAUUUUGUUUUGUUUUGUUUUGUUUUGUUUUGUUUUGUUUUAUUUUAUUUUAUUUUAUUUUAUUUUAUUUUUCUGUUUUUUUAAGUUUUGUCCAACUCGAGACAGAAGCAGAAGGAUUUUUUAUCUUCUACCGAAUUUUUAAAACUUUCCCAAAUUUGCAAAAGAAAAAUGUGGAAUUUUUUUUCUCGUCUCUCGAUUGAAGCCGUUUUUUAAACAAUUUUUCCACCAAAAACCUGGAUCAGGCUCAAGUUCGGCAUUUGUGCUCAACAAAAUAAUCAAUCGACCAUGAAAAUAACUGCUGAUUGAUUUUUGUAACUUUAGCUUCCAAAUGAUCCUUUGGAAAGUUUUCCCGCUUUUUAAUAAUUUUUUUUGAAAUCUUCUUCUUUCUCCGCGUGGACGUUCUUUUCUUCCUCAUGUCACGUUGUUUUCAUCACUUUGUCUUCUCACGAGUCUGUUUUGUUCACACGUCACGUUGUUCGUUGUUCUCACAGUUUGGGGAUGAACCACUGAUCGUAUAUACUUAUAUUUUGCGUCACCGCAGCCUUUAGUUUUCGUUUAAAAGCAUUUAUUUAUAUAUAUUUUUAUUUCUUUAUUUCCGUCUGGAGGUUUGGUAAUAAGCUACGCACACAACUCGCCUCCUGGAGCUUUUUCUUUCUUUUAGUACAUCUAACAAAUUAUUCUACUAUAACAAAGCUAUAUCCUUAAAUUUUGUUAGAUCAUUGAAUUGGAAUUGUUUCCUCCAGUCACCACAUAGCUACUGCGAUCGUUUAUUUUUCUGCAGAAAUGACUUCUAAAUAAUAAUAAUAAUAAAAAUUUAAAAAAAUCUAAUCUUAAA
This is a messenger RNA of Scophthalmus maximus (turbot), 4055 nucleotides long. It is a transcript of the gene eeig1a, whose product is annotated as family with sequence similarity 102 member Aa. Lineage: Eukaryota; Metazoa; Chordata; Actinopteri; Pleuronectiformes; Scophthalmidae. The coding region runs from base 299 to 1435 and encodes 378 amino acids. The transcript is spliced from 12 exons. The record is from RefSeq and is a predicted model, not a curated record.